Molecule: messenger RNA, 3764 nt
Organism: Lepus europaeus (European hare)
Lineage: Eukaryota; Metazoa; Chordata; Mammalia; Lagomorpha; Leporidae
Gene: ELMO1
Product: engulfment and cell motility 1
Exons: 22
Coding region: 376-2559 (727 amino acids)
Biological process (GO): cell motility; actin filament organization
Cellular component (GO): guanyl-nucleotide exchange factor complex; plasma membrane
Source: RefSeq, a predicted model, not a curated record
GAGAAGGAAUUUGAAAAGCAAAUAUCGGAAAACCAGAACAAGGGAGGAAGUGUGUGCAUUAGUGUGCAAAAUAAUGAACUUUGCAGCUGAAAUGCUGAUUCCCCAAGUGGAGAGAGCUGGUGGGGAAGGGAAGAGGACUAGGAGCCCAGCGUGGGUCUCAUCCUGUUUUUGACGGAAUUUCUCCAGGAGGAAAAGGAAUCUGGAAUCAGCCCUGCUCUCACCUCUGAGUGGCUCUGCUUCUAUUUCUGUCCAGUGAGACAAAUGAAUAGUUGCUACUUGAAGAAAUGCCCGAAGGUUUUUGGGUUUAGACACGUGCAGCUAUCUACGCAGUAGGAUUCCCAGUUCCACUGGCUUUGGACAACUCUGGGGCUUACAAUGCCGCCACCUGCGGACAUCGUCAAGGUGGCCAUAGAAUGGCCAGGCGCCUACCCCAAACUCAUGGAAAUUGACCAGAGAAAACCACUGUCUGCAAUAAUAAAGGAAGUCUGUGACGGGUGGUCUCUUGCCAACCAUGAGUAUUUUGCGCUGCAACAUGCCGAUAGUUCAAACUUCUAUAUCACCGAAAAGAAUCGAAACGAGAUAAAGAAUGGCACCAUCCUUCGAUUAACCACAUCUCCAGCUCAAAGCGCCCAGCAGCUCCAUGAACGAAUCCAGUCAUCGAGUAUGGAUGCCAAGCUGGAGGCCCUGAAGGACUUGGCCAGCCUCUCCCGUGACGUGACUUUUGCGCAGGAGUUUAUAAACCUGGAUGGCAUCUCUCUCCUCACGCAGAUGGUGGAAAGCGGCACAGAACGAUACCAGAAAUUACAGAAGAUUAUGAAGCCUUGCUUUGGAGACAUGCUGUCCUUCACCUUGACGGCCUUUGUGGAGCUGAUGGACCACGGCAUAGUGUCGUGGGAUACGUUUUCCGUGGCGUUCAUUAAGAAGAUUGCAAGUUUUGUGAACAAGUCAGCCAUAGACAUCUCAAUCCUUCAGCGGUCCUUGGCCAUUUUGGAGUCCAUGGUGCUCAAUAGCCAUGACCUCUACCAGAAGGUGGCGCAAGAGAUCACUAUCGGCCAGCUCAUUCCACACCUUCAAGGGACAGAUCAAGAAAUCCAAACCUAUACCAUUGCUGUGAUUAAUGCAUUAUUCUUGAAGGCUCCCGAUGAGAGGAGGCAGGAGAUGGCAAAUAUUUUGGCUCAGAAGCAGCUGCGUUCCAUCAUUUUAACACAUGUCAUCCGAGCUCAGCGGGCCAUCAACAACGAAAUGGCACAUCAGUUGUAUGUUCUGCAAGUGCUCACCUUUAACCUCCUGGAAGACAGGAUGAUGACCAAGAUGGACCCCCAGGACCAGGCUCAGAGGGACAUCAUAUUUGAACUUCGAAGAAUUGCUUUCGAUGCGGAGUCUGAGCCUAAUAACAGCAGCGGCAGCAUGGAGAAACGCAAGUCCAUGUACACCCGGGAUUACAAAAAACUUGGCUUCAUUAAUCAUGUCAACCCGGCCAUGGACUUCACACAGACUCCUCCUGGAAUGUUGGCUCUGGACAACAUGCUGUACUUUGCUAAACACCACCAAGAUGCCUACAUCCGGAUUGUGCUGGAGAACAGUAGCCGAGAAGAUAAGCAUGAGUGUCCCUUUGGCCGCAGUAGUAUAGAGCUGACCAAGAUGCUGUGUGAGAUCUUGAAAGUGGGCGAGCUGCCUAGUGAGACGUGCAACGACUUCCACCCGAUGUUCUUCACCCACGACAGAUCCUUUGAGGAGUUUUUCUGCAUCUGUAUCCAGCUUCUGAACAAGACCUGGAAGGAAAUGAGGGCUACCUCGGAAGACUUCAAUAAGGUAAUGCAGGUGGUGAAAGAGCAGGUUAUGAGAGCACUUACAACCAAGCCUAGCUCCCUGGACCAGUUCAAGAGCAAACUACAGAACCUGAGCUACACGGAGAUCCUGAAAAUCCGCCAGUCUGAGAGGAUGAACCAGGAGGAUUUCCAGUCUCGCCCGAUUUUGGAACUAAAGGAGAAGAUCCAGCCAGAAAUCUUAGAGCUGAUCAAACAGCAGCGCCUGAACCGCCUCGUGGAAGGUACUUGCUUUAGGAAACUCAAUGCCCGGCGGAGACAAGACAAGUUCUGGUAUUGUCGGCUUUCACCAAAUCACAAGGUCCUGCAUUAUGGAGAUCUGGAAGAAAGUCCACAGGGAGAAGUGCCCCAUGAUUCUUUGCAGGACAAAUUGCCAGUGGCAGAUAUCAAAGCUGUGGUGACGGGAAAGGACUGCCCCCACAUGAAAGAGAAAGGUGCCCUUAAACAAAACAAGGAGGUGCUUGAACUUGCUUUCUCCAUCUUGUAUGACUCCAACUGCCAACUGAACUUCAUCGCUCCUGACAAGCAUGAGUACUGUAUCUGGACAGAUGGCUUGAAUGCACUGCUCGGGAAGGACAUGAUGAGCGACCUGACACGGAAUGACCUGGACACCCUGCUCAGCAUGGAGAUCAAGCUCCGCCUCCUGGACCUGGAAAACAUUCAGAUCCCCGACGCACCCCCGCCCAUCCCCAAGGAGCCCAGCAACUACGACUUUGUCUAUGACUGUAACUGAAGUGGUGGGGCCUGGCCACGCCCCCCCCCCUCCAAAACUGGAAAAUCUAGCUAACAGGAGAGAGGAAUGAAAACACGCCCACGCCUAGGAAUCCUCUUUUGGAAAAGGGAAGCUCUAGGUCAACACUUCUUGCAGCCUCCUCUCUGGCCCCAGCAUUUUGUGGCCCCUGCCUGGUGUCUUGCUCACCUCCCUGACUCUGUCUCUCGAUUCCACUGCUUUAAAUCACUUCCCGUUGCUGCAGUCCAGUGGUGGGACAAGAGCAAAAGUCACCACCAAUAAGAGAGCAAAAGGGCCCUUCUAGCCGAACCCCCUCUUCCUUCAUGGAGUAGGAAAACCAGCAGCCCCAGACUGCCCCCAGACUUGUCCUGCACCCAAGGGCAGGUCCACAGGAGGCAGCCUAGCUGCUUGAUGAGAAGACAAACCAAACACCACAUCCUCCAUCUCCUUCUCUCUAGGGUCAACUCACACUACCAGUUCCAUUCGAGUUGAGAACUGCUUUCAAAUCUCUCUCCUCCAUCCCAACUUUGACCUUGCCCUGGUCCUUUUGGCCCCAAAAGCAGCAGCAGCAACAGCAGCAGCAGCAGCAGCAGCAGCCUCAUCAUAGUCCUCGCCAGCACUGGCUCUCCCAGACAGCCCACAGAACAAGGGCCCACGCUAACCUCGCGUCUGCACUGUGACCGUGACCAACCUUCCCUCUGCACUAGCUAGUCUUGGGUUUCCUCUCCCUGCCCCAGCCCAGAUCUGCCUUCAUUUCCACACACGCUCCUAGCCUCUUAGCUGAAAGCACAAAUGGUGAAAUCAGUAGUUAUGCUCCAUCUCUAAUAGACUAAACCUAAAAGCCUCUCCGUCAGGCGUUGCUCUCUGAGGGUUUGGUGUGACCUUCUCCUGAAGGGUCCUGGUGCAACACAGGUCCGCAGGAUGGUCCAGACAUCCAAGUUUACAUCAUUGUAAUUAUUACAGGUAUUUACGUUCUGCAAGGGUUUGGGGUUCAGUUUGUUUUUUGUUUGUUGUUUUUCUUUUUCCUUUUGUUUUUGUACAAAAGAGUCUAACAUUUUUUGCCAAACAGAUAUAUAUUUAAUGAAAAGAAGAGAUACAUAAAUGUGUGUACUUUUCAAUUUUUUUUAAUUAUUUUAAUCCCAAACAUCUUCCUAAGAAUAACAUUCCCUUAAACAUGCUGUGGAAUAAACUUAAUUGUGAUGACUUGG